UUAAAUCUGGAUAGCUCUAAUGAAACAUGCUUGAACAGUCAAACUACAUUCUGUAUUAAAUACAAUUAAACAGAUUAUAUCGAACGAAACACAGCUUAGCGAGAACUAAUUUCAAAUAAUGAAUAUACAUUAGAAGUGUGAAAAAAGUUGUAUCAAUGACGGAAGUUGAAAGAAGCAUGACAGAAAUGCACGAAAGGGCACUAGCUACAUGCUUCGUAACAAAGAAAAAAAAAAUCACGCAUAUUCCAGUCCGAAGAAACAAAAUACUUUACUUAGCUUUUAUCAAAGUUGUCGCCAUUAUCGAACACGCUAGAGAAGUUGUUUUUGGCCUUUUGAAGGCAACGAAGCGUACUGCGAUGGCCUUUGAUGUCGUCUACGAGCAAACUGACAGCGUAAUGUAUACUUAUUUUUUGUUAAACGCAUUUAUGUCAUAUUGCACUCUAAAUUGGAAACACAUAAAUUUAUUCUUCCCUCCAUCAGUGAAGCUAACGAACAAAUAUGUGUUCCUGUUUCUAUUUACAAUUUUUUUUACUAGCUUUUACAGUGAAAGGCCUUAAUAUAUUCAAGUUAAUUAUAAUCGCGUGUGAUAUUUCUGAUAGCUAUAAUCUUUCGACAAAGCUUAUAAGGCAUAUAUGCAAAAUAUGAUCUUAGGCAAUAUGUAGAACAGUUUAUUAGAGCACCAACUUGCGGGAAAGUCUCGCACCCUGUCCAUAUUUAGAUAAUAAGAAAGAAAGCAUAAAACAGGGAAACUCAGAGUCAAAUAUAAGAAUGUACAGAAAAGACGACAGAGAUCUACUUUUAUAGGAAGCUUCUAAUAAUGUUAAACUAAUAUUGCUAGGUGACGGUCAGUUGAAUCAAACUGAAUAACUUUUAACGCGGCAUAUGUUACCACAGUUAAUUGUUUGUUGUAGUCCCAUGUGUGCAGUGGGGCCUAUUACUCGUCUUAAUAUAUUGAAGUAAUAGAAAAUUUAUUUUGUGAAUCGAUGACAUUGUUUCCAAGUUUGUCAGCAACAGCAGCACUUACUGAAAUAGGCUCCAUGAAACCAAUACAAUGCGCCUUACUGAUCUCCUAAAACGCGUUUCGGCUCGUUAAUGACAGCGGUAGCCAAAGGAACGAUCGCUAAGUCCUAAUAAUAUCUCCUAAAAGCCGUUCAAUUUCUUUGCGUACAAAAACUGUGGUCCUGCCGCCUGGACAAAGUUGGGCAGCUUUUAGUCUUGUUCUAUGAGUCUCGUUUCAGAUUCGGAACAUUCGCCCGGAUUCUGUUUAGGGCACGUUAACAAAACGUGUCUUGAUGGUCCUUGCAGUUAUCAAAGGCACGAUCUACAAUUAUCUUUAAAUAUCGAUAGUUUUUAACAAGUUGAUAAAGGUCCAGAGAACCAAAGUGAUUAAAAAUGCAUGAUUACAACAGUAUAAAACAACCGUACAAAAAGUUUUCGAAAAAACGAUCGUAGUUUUAGAUUCAGUGACGUUGCUACCGGCAUCGGGAUUUUAAGUCAAUGUCCCUAUUAGUUUAAGCUGUGGCCGAAGUACAAGGCUUGCUCUCAAACAAAGCAUUAUAAAGGUUUAUAGGAAUAAAAUGAUCCGCCCUCUAAUAUAAAUGCUUAUUGUUGCUGGGACCCGAACACUUAACAUUGGCAGUGCUUUACAAUGCCACUGCUCAGUAUUUGUAAAACUUCGUCCUUUCUACUCAUUGUUUAUUACUGCUUACCAGAACUUUGCGGUGAUUGGAAACGCUCUAGCAGACGGACUGAUGGGAGCAAGAAAACAUGGAAAGCUCUACUCUUACGACGCAGAGUGGAUUACCCGUAGUAACAAAAACAACGAAGUUAACUACCUGUAGAUAAAUGUUGUAUUAUUUUUGGAGCUACGCAAACAAUUUGAGUGGGGUGACUGUCUCAUUAAAUCAAUACAAAAUUCUCCUAACGUUUUACUUGGCGGAUUGCGGGUAAUGUCUGCUAAAAACCGAAAAGGCGGCACUAGUUCCCUAGAGGAUGAGUCUUCUGCUGAGAAAUCCAGUCGCUUGUUCAAUGAGUUUCCCAACGAGAUUAAGACCCCUAUCACAGAAGUCAGGCCAAAUCUUUGGGACCGAGUCACCCUUGGACAUUACACAGGGCUUGUUUGGAAAGCCUUUCGCCAGACGGUGACGCCAAAGGAUUUGUUACCUCUGCAUAUCGAGUAUUCGGCGGAAGAGUGUUGGCGACGAUUUCAGAAACAGUGGAGGGGUCCCGAGAAAAGUAUGGCCAGCUAUCGUGGGGACAGCAGUACGCGCAAAGCUGAGCCUUCGAGUUCUAUAUCCUCGGGCAAAUCUGGUAAGCCACCGAAAAGCCGAGGCGUAUCGUGUAGUCUCAUGAGAGCUUUCUGCGGUUUCAUCGUAACUAGCUCCAUACUUGAAAUCUGCUUUGAUAUUUUGCGGUUAGCUCCUGUUUAUAUCUUAAGUCGGAUGAUCAACUUCAUCUCCAGCGAUGAGUCUGAUUCCGUGGGCUAUAUGCUGUGCGGGGCGAUGUUCGCAGUGUCGAUCCUCAUGUUGCUUUCUCUCAAUGGCCUAGUCUUUGUUAGCUGCUGCGGUGGCGUACAGAUUCGUUCAGCUCUCCUGGCCGCAAUCUAUCGAAAGUGCCUUGUAGUUUCAAAUGAGUCGAGUCAACAGUUUACUAGCGGUGAUCUCAUGAAUAUGAUAUCUGUCGAUAUCGACAACGUGUAUCAAUUCACGAUGUAUUCAACUCUAGUUUGGGGCGCUACCGUUCGAAUUCUUUCCUCAGUGGCAAUCAUUUGGUAUUACUUGGGGCCCUCGUCUUUGGCAGGUGUUUCUGUCAUUGUAGCAUGUAUACCUAUCACUGUAGCCCUCAGCAGUGCCAUUGCACGGUAUCAGGACCAGCAGAUGGCGGAAAAGGACAAACGGUUAGACGUUCUAAACGAAAUUCUAUCAGGCAUGAAAAUGAUCAAACUGUACGCCUGGGAGAUACCGUUCAUUAGCAAAGUUCGAAUGAUCCGAGCUAGAGAGACUGGCUAUCUCCGAAAGUAUCUUCUGGGCCAAGCAUUGUUAAGUCUUGUCUGGUACUGCAGUCCAUUCUUGGUAACCGCUACGGCGUUUGGAGCUUAUGUGCUGUGCGGCAAGAAUCAUGUGCUCACCCCGGACAAGGCGUUCGUAUCGUUGUUCCUCUUUAACAAUAUGCGUUUUUCACUAACGUUUUUGCCAAUAACCAUCACAAUGAUGCUCAAAGCACUCGUAUCACUCGAGAGAGUCCACAAAUAUCUACUGUGCGAAGAAAUUCACUCGGAAGACAUCACGCAUUACGUUCAAGAAGGUGAAGAUAUUCGACUUUCAAAUGCUUCCUUCAGCUGGGGUGGUCCCGAUCCAACGAUAUCAAACCUGAAUUUGACUGUUAACAAAGGCGAGCUAAUCGCUAUCGUUGGUAAAGUCGGUUCUGGCAAAUCUUCACUUUUGAAUGCGAUUCUCGGCGGAAUGAAAAAACUGAAAGGAACCAUCGAUAUCAGAAAAGAAUCUGUUGCCUACGUACCUCAACAAGCUUGGAUUCAAAAUGAAACUAUCAGACAAAACAUUAUUUUCACCGCGUUAACUGAUGAUUCGUGGUAUAGGGAAGUGGUGGAAAAAUGUUGCAUGCUACCUGAUCUGAAGCUGUUUCCCGCCGGUGAUAGAACCGAAAUUGGAGAAAAAGGAGUUAAUCUAUCCGGAGGUCAAAAACAGCGUAUUAGCAUGGCUAGGGCAGUUUAUCAACGGGCGAAAAUCUAUCUUUUGGAUGAUCCGCUCAGCGCAGUCGAUGCACACGUUUCCUCUGAGUUGUUUAAUAACGUGAUUGGUCCAAAAGGCCUAUUAAAAAACUGUACCCGUGUUCUAGUCACGCAUUCUGUUGCUGUUCUACCAUUUGUGGACCGUAUCGUAAUUCUCGAAAAUGGCAAAAUUGCCCAUAUGGGAACGUAUCAGGAUAUCCUAAAAAUGGACAUUAAACUUAGGAGAUUUUUCGCUGAAAAAAGACAGCAUACCGGAAAAAAUGAAACCGGUAUAACUGGCACCCGUCUCCGUCCAGAGGCAUCAUAUUCAAGCUCUCGUAAAAUCAGUGCAUCUUCGGUCCAAGUGGACGAGUCACUUUCGUCUUCGCCUCUUCACGGCGGUCUCAAGGGCGGAAUGGAAAAAUCGAAAGGCGCCCUGAUCGGCGAAGAAGCCAUGGAGGUUGGUGACGUUAAAUGGAGCAUCUAUGGCAACGUUAUGCGCAAUUUUGGUUUUUUGAUGGCUUUCCUAUGUAUUGUAGGAUUCACUAUCUACCGUACUGCAGACGUCUAUUCAACAAUAUGGCUCAGUGAGUGGUCCAAUGAUGGCGUGGAGCUUCUUAAACAGCACAAUAUGACAGAGGAAGACCUUCAGUCAGGCAAAUCGAAUCAGACAGAACAGGUGCUCGACGAGAUUGUUACUCGCACGUGGGAGCGAAUGUGGGUUUAUUUGGGGAUCGGUGGUGGACAGGUGAUCGGAGCAGUCAUCGGAACCUCUUGUCUGGCCAUUGGGUGCUUGUCAGCGUCGUCCACGCUCCAUUCCCACAUGCUUUAUUCCAUUAUGCGUGCACCUAUGUCCUUCUUUGACACUACACCCCUCGGCAGGAUCAUUAAUAGGUUUGGCAAGGAUAUCGACGUAUUGGACCUGGAGCUAUACAUCCAUCUUGACGGAUGGCUGGACGCAGCGUUUCAAGUGGUGGCCACCGUUAUUUUAAUCUGCAUCGAGAUACCAUUUUUUGUCGUUUUCGUCGUACCCAUCUGCUCAAUUUAUUCUCUAACUCAGAAAGUCUAUGUAGUGGCAGCGCGUCAAUUUCAACGUCUUCAAUCUACUACACGGUCGCCUGUUCUCAACAACUUCUCGGAAACGCUAAACGGUGUCUCGAGUAUACGGGCGUAUAGGGUUGAACAACACUUCAUUAAGAAAUGUCAGAUUCGAGUUGACCUCAACCAAAAUUGUUACUUCCAUUCUAUGGCUAUAGGAAGGUGGGCAGCCAUCCGCAUUGAUUGGCUUUCAGCAAUUGUAGGAUGUCUGACCUGCGGUCUUAUCGUAUACUAUCGAGCCGUCCUGAAUGCCGGGGUCGCUGGUCUCAUUUUGUCGUAUGCUCUAUCCGUUUGCGACGCUGUGUCGUGGAUGAUUCGCAUUGCAACUGACGUUGAGAGCGCAGUUGUGGCUGCUGAACGCAUUGAUGAAUACAGUAAUAUCGAGAGCGAAGCGCCCUGGACUCGCGAGGGCGGGCCCGUGCUCGAUGGCAAUUGGCCUCAUAAAGGCGAGGUAACUUUUGUCCGUUACUCGACGAGAUACAGAGAGGGUAUGGACUUGGUGCUCAAGGAUAUCAACUUGAAGAUUCGGUGCGGUGAAAAGGUUGGCGUCGUUGGUCGGACGGGCGCUGGUAAAAGCUCACUCACGCUGGCGCUGUUUCGAAUUAUUGAGCCAGCUUCUGGUAGAAUUAUCAUCGACGAGGUCGACACUUCCAAACUUGGCCUUCACGAUCUACGGUCACGCAUAACGAUGAUUCCACAAGAUCCAAUUCUAUUUCGGGGAACAAUUCGUUUUAACUUAGAUCCUCAAGGUUUAUACACGGAUCAGCAGUUGUACGCCGCCUUGGAGCGGGCUCAUCUCAAGAAGACGGGGCUUCAACUCAACUAUGCAGUGACACAAGGCGGUACCAACCUUGCUCUAGGGAUGCGUCAGCUAGUAUGCCUUGCCAGGGCUUUAUUACGAAAGUCGAAGAUCAUUUUACUGGAUGAAGCGACCGCUGCCGUCGAUAUGGAAACAGACGCCUAUAUUCAGGAAACUAUCCGGAGAGACUUCGCUUCUUCGACGAUCAUUACAAUAGCACAUCGACUAAAUACGGUUUUUGAUUACGACACAAUAGUCGUCCUCAGUGAGGGUCGGGUGGUCGAGAAAGGUUCCCCCAGACUGCUGUUAGCUGAUAGAAAUUCACAUUUCCACUCGAUGGCCGAAGAUGCCGGACUGGUUUAUUAAGUAUCACGUGCUUUUCUUUUACAGUUAGGUUUUAACUAGCACGAGCCGUGAUGAUCUAGAUUAUGAAAGAUUUUGAGCUACUUAAAGUGAUAACGUAACCUGUGAUCAUUGUCCCAAAGGCAGAGAAAUAAAUCGAUGCUGACUGUUUGAAUAUGAUCAUUAACGUAAGUAAAAUAACUUAAGUUGCGUUGCGUAACUGUGCAUAAACAUUAACAGAAGAUUGCUUUAAUAUGUCAGCACUUCACAUGUAACAUAAACUAACAUAUAUGUCUGUUGUUAUUUGUUCUUCUGCGUCGAUACUCAGUAUGUUUCAUACCAAUACUUGCUGCUGCUGCUGUUGGCGAAAAAAAGGAAACGUUGUUCUUGUGGUCGUACGGUGGAAUCGAUUGUUAAAUAUCGUAGAUAUCAUUUGCAAUGUACCACGAUUUUAUAUAUGCCAGAGGCAUGAUGAUGUAUAAUUUUAAGCACGCUAGCCUAACGUCACUGCAGUAGGAGCCUAUCUAUCAUGUUUAGCAAAAAGAUACUCAUGCAUAGCGAAUCCUUGAGCACCAGGAGCUACGCCAGUGCCAUAUCUAUCCUGUGACGAUAGCAAUGAGAGCUCUAUACUUUUAUACUGUACGAUUAACGCAACUGCGGUAAUAAUAAACAUAUUGCAUGGAAUAUAAAUAAAUAAUAUAUUAUAUUGAGUAGAUGUA
Molecule: messenger RNA, 6685 nt
Organism: Varroa destructor (honeybee mite)
Lineage: Eukaryota; Metazoa; Arthropoda; Arachnida; Mesostigmata; Varroidae
Product: multidrug resistance-associated protein 1-like
Biological process (GO): transmembrane transport
Cellular component (GO): membrane
Molecular function (GO): ATP hydrolysis activity; ABC-type transporter activity; ATP binding
Source: RefSeq, a predicted model, not a curated record